Nicotiana tabacum (common tobacco) is the source of this 817-nucleotide messenger RNA. RefSeq lists its product as uncharacterized. Lineage: Eukaryota; Viridiplantae; Streptophyta; Magnoliopsida; Solanales; Solanaceae. The record is from RefSeq and is a predicted model, not a curated record.
UCUCUCAAAGAAAAUAAGACAACCCUAACAAAGAAAAACCGUAUUUUUUUUAAUGGAUAAUACUCAAAAUUGUUCAUCUAUUAGUUGUGAAAUACAAAUCAUAAGAGGAAGAAACAUAGAGCAAAGCUUUUUAGGAAAAAGCAACCUGUUUGUUAGAUGCUAUCUUCCAGCAGGAAACAACCAAAGAAUUCAGCUAAACAGCCAAGAAAUUUCAUCAUCAAAAUCCGACAACUUUUUUUGGGAUGAAUCUUUCUCAUUGGAUUGCAUGGGAACUCAAGAAUCCAUUAACAUGCUGAAGCAAGGAACAGUCGUUUUCGAGCUCCGAUCAAGAAAAUAUAUUCCAGUUUUGGGGGAAAAUAUUGGUGGAUCACAAGUGUUGGGGAGAGCUGAAAUUCCAUGGAAAAGAGUGUUUGAGUCAACAGAAAUGGAGAUUGAGGAAUGGGCAAUAUUCAUGGCUACUACUUCAAAGAAUAAUAAGCGUUUGCAUAAUGAAGAUGUGAAACCUCCAGCAAUUAAAAUAGCAAUGAAGGUUAAAGUAAAAGAGGCAUUUAAAGUUACUAAUAAAAAUGAGAAGUUGAGAAGAUCAUGGGAUGAGUCAUGUGCAUGCAAGGGUUACUGUGGGUGCAAUGGUAGUAGUAUUUUCAGUGCUGAUGAUUAUGAAAUUUUUGCACUUGGAGCUGCUUUAGAUGCCCUUUAAUUUAAGGUGAUAGGCUAAUUUUAAUUUGUACUAGUGGUUUUAGGUUUUACAGUUUCUAGAAAUUUUAUGCCUCUGAUAGAAUACAAGCUUUUGAAAAAAAUCUUUUCAGAGAAAUUGUUC